Messenger RNA from Lactuca sativa (garden lettuce), 2129 nucleotides. RefSeq lists its product as uncharacterized. The record is from RefSeq and is a predicted model, not a curated record. Gene Ontology annotation, molecular function: protein binding. Lineage: Eukaryota; Viridiplantae; Streptophyta; Magnoliopsida; Asterales; Asteraceae. Gene Ontology annotation, cellular component: membrane.
GUGACGAAAGAUAUUUCUCGUUUGCACCAAAUCCUUUGAUUUUUUAUUUUAUUUUUCCAUCAAGCAAUUAGGGUUUCAAUAGUAUGGCUCAACCAGCUGCGCAAUUAGCAUCAAUGAACGAGGACAAAUCCUAUAGCCACCAUCAGCAGGAGGAAUUCAAAGUUUCUGUCACCUCAAAACCAUGUCCAGAUAUGCUCAAUGGAUCUAGAAAGGAUUACAUGAAAACUUGUAUCCCUUUAUAUGAAGCAUCAAUCAAAGGUGAUUGGAAGACUGCUAAAGAGAUUCUUGAUAGAAAGCCAGAGUUGGUAAGGUAUAGUAUCACUGGGAAUGGGGAUACAGCGCUUCAUAUUGCUGCAUCGGCCAAAAGCACCAAACAGAGUGAAGAUUUUUUGGAACAUCUGCUGACUUACAUGGAAAACAAGGACCUGGAACUUGAAAAUAGCAGCUCCAACACUGCCCUCUGUUUAGCAGCUACAGCUGGAAAUGUUAAAAUGGUUAAGAUUAUGGCGGAAAAGAACAGGGCCUUGGUGGCAAUCACUGAUAGUGAAGGAAUGACUCCGCUGUAUAAGGCUGCCCUGUAUGGAAAUUAUGAGGUGGUGAAGUAUCUGUAUGAAAAUUUGGGUGGAAAUAAUUGGGCACCUCAGCACCAUAGUCGUCUUCUUUUACAAUGUGUCGAGAAUAAUAUGUUUGAUAUUGCACUCAAGAUAGUGAAAGAGCACCCUGAACUUGAUAGUAAUGGAAGUGUGCUUGGAGUUUUGGCUCGAAAGCCUGAUGUAUUUGCUGAAACAGAAUCUGAUAUCUUCAAGAGAACCUUCAAUUGGGUCAUUCAUCCAAAGUUGCAAGCUUUUGAAAAAGAAAGUAAAGCUAAAGCAUUGGAGUUACUAAGGAUCAUUUGGAAGAAUAUAUCUGAGAAGCGUAAGAUUGAAAUUGAUGACAUACUGAGAGGGCCCCCUGAUCCUCCUCCUCCCAUUAUGCAAGGUGAUAUUGAGAAAAAGCCUGUUGAAAUAUGGAACACGGUUAAAGAGCCUGCUGCUACAAUUUGGAAUAAUCCGAAUGCGGUUAGAAAGUAUUCUUCUAGAAUACUAUUUGUUGCUGCAGAAAUGGGGAAUACCAGAUAUUUAGUUGAGCUUAUCCGUCAGUAUCCUGAUCUGAUAUGGAAAGUAAAUGAUAAAAAUCAAAGUAUAUUUCACAUUGCUGUAAAACAUCGCCAUGAGGGUAUCUACAAUCUGAUGUAUGAGAUAGGAUCAAUGAAGGAUCUGAUAACUCCUCUCAAAGAUGAAAAUGACAACACUAUGUUGCAUUUAGUUGGGAAGACUGCCAAGAAAAAGCAACUUGAGGAUGUGUCGAGAGUUGUUGCUUUACAGAUGCAACGGGAACUUUUAUGGUUCAAGGAAGUAGAGAAGAUGAUCCCACCUUCUUAUCGGAAACAGAAGAACAAAGUAGGUCUAACACCACAUGAGUUAUUUACCGAGGAACACAAAGAGCUAGUCAGACAAGGUGAGAAUUGGAUGAAAGAUAAGGCUAGCCAAUGUAUGGUGGUUGCCACCCUUGUUGCCACCAUAGUGUUUGCUGCAACUUUUACAGCGCCAGGGGGAUACAAUCAGGCUGAUGUUGUCCCUUACUUUUACCGAAAAGGAACCUUUAUAGUUUUCGCAGUAGCAGAUACCAUAUCUUUGUUCUCAUCAUCAACUUCAGUCCUCUUGUUCUUAUCUAUCCUCACGUCUCGUUAUGCAGAACGUGAUUUUUUGGAAUCGUUACCCAUAAAGCUAAUGUUAGGUCUGGCAACACUUUUCCUCUCCAUAACAACCAUGAUGGUUGCUCUUAGUGUUGGCUUCUUUGUGUUGUACAUGAAAUGGAUAACCCUUCUUGCUACCCUUCUUGCUACCAUGCCACUUCUCUUAUUUGCUAUGUUGCAAUUUCCUCUGUUAAAAGAUGUUACUCGCUCGUCAUAUGCUUCCAGGCACCUCUUUCGGCCCAAGAAACAUGUUCUUUACUAUGAAAACUCCAACUCUAACUCUCGUCGUUGGUUCCCAUUUACAUUCCCUUUCGUUUCAAGUUGUACCUCAAAGAUAAUGAAAUUGUUGUAAGUUUAACAAUUCCUGUUGUAAUAUCAUUCCGAAUGUGUCCUA